Raphanus sativus (radish) is the source of this 789-nucleotide messenger RNA. RefSeq names its product protein MODIFYING WALL LIGNIN-1. The record is from RefSeq and is a predicted model, not a curated record. Lineage: Eukaryota; Viridiplantae; Streptophyta; Magnoliopsida; Brassicales; Brassicaceae. Bases 103 to 657 code for a protein of 184 amino acids. The transcript has 3 exons.
UUGUCAACAUAUAUUUAUGUAUACGUUCACAAUAGAUAUUCCUCUGUAAUUGUAGUAAGCCUCAAGGAAGCUUUCCCUCUCUGGGUACUUUAGAACAAAGCAAUGGAGGUUCAAGAACAAGAUAGCCGGAAAAAGCGACCCGACUUCUCUCCCAUUUUCAUAUUCAUAGUUUUUCUUGGUCUCGCCGCGUUUUUCCUUUGUCUCGCGUCUGAGUUUCAGAAGGCUAAGGGGAAAGAUCUGAAAUGGGAUGGAGAAUCAUGUUAUCUACCCGAAAGUCAUGCGUUCAGGUUUGGAACCGCGGCUCUGGUCUGUGUUUCGGUAGCUCAGAUCAUCGGAAAUGUUGUGAUUUGUAAAGGUUUCUUGAAAACAAACAAAAAGGAAACGACGCCGUUUCUUGCAUUUCUUCUGUUGUUUUCUUGGGUUAAUUUUGCGGUUGUGGCUAUGUUGAUAAUCGUUGGUGUAAGCAUGAACAGUGAGCAGAAAUACGGCAAAGGGUGGCUAAACGGUGAGUGUUACCUUGUGAAAGACGGUCUGUUCGCAUCAUCCGGCGUUCUGUGCGUUACAGCACUGGGUGCAGUUCUCGGAACGUUUGCGUCCAACGUCAAACCAUCGUUACAGGUUGAUACUCAAAACAAAAUUCAUACCCACAAUGUCUAGCAAUUCUCUUUUUUUUUUACCCGUAUAACUCUUGAGACUUAACUUGAAAACAAAGAUAUUCGAUCAGAUAUGACAAUCCGGUACCUUGAUCAAAGAUUUUAACUAGAUUGGUUAUUAAAGUUUUGCAUAUGA